AUGCCUUUAAACUCUUCUGCCAGUGUGUACGGAGGAGCAGGAGGAAGAGGGGCCAAGGCCUCCGUGUCCAGCCUGGAGGGACUGCGUAAUGUCAUGCGUAACGACACCGAACGGGACUCUCCUGCGCCCGUGAAGGCUCCCAUCGCCCCUGCGUCCGCACCCACCAGUAAAACCGCAGCACCAGCGCCCCCAGCGGACGACAAACAGACACUGCGAGGUCUGAACGAUCGACUCAACGGAUACCUGAACCGCGUGAGGCAGCUGGAGAAGGAAAACAAGGCUCUGGAGGAUGAGAUAGAGGAGAUUUUAGCCAAGAGAGCAGCGCCAGAUGGAAGAGACUGGGAUGAGAUACAGAAACCGUUGGAUGAGCUCAAGGACAAGAUUAAAGAAAUCACUAAGGAAAAUGCCAAACUCUUACUGCAGAUUGACAACACCGGCUUAGCCAACAAUGAUUUGAAGAACAAGCUGGACGAAGAGAAGAAAGCGGUGAAGGCCAUAGAGAAAGACGUGGAGGAACAGAGGAGGACCAUCGAUGAAACCAAGUUGAAAUGUGCUCAUCUGGAGAAAGACAUCGAGCUGGUGAAGAACGAGAUCGAGCACCUGAAAAAGGAACAUAAAGGGGAUGUGGACGACCUACGCGACAAGAUCAAGGACUCAGAGGUCAAGGUCGAGAUCGAGUCGUCCGAUUCCAACUUGACAGAAGCUCUGAACAAGAUUCGUUCCCAGUAUGACGACUUGGUGAGGAAGACUGAGAAAGAAACGGAGGACUGGUAUCAGAGCAAGUUUAAGACCAUCAAAGUCGAAGAGGCAAAAAACACAGAAGCGGUGAUGAAAAGUAAAGAUGAGCUGAAGGAUUUGUCAAAGGAGAAGCAGCUUUUGGAGAUAAAAAUCCAGGGUGCACACACAACGAUUCAUAAUUUGGAGCAGAACGUGAAAUCGACCAAAGUGGAGUACGGCGUUCGCUUGGGUCCUCUGAACAAAAAGAUUAAAGAUCUGGAAGCUGAGUUAAAGGAGUUUAGAAACGAAAUAGAGAGACAGCUGCAGAAGAACAAAGAUCUUGUGAUGGUCAAGAUGAAACUGGAGGAGGAGAUCCGCUACUACCAGGAGCUAAUGCAGGGCGUGACUGCUGACCCCGACAGCUUGGAGUUUUCUUUAGACGAUGCGCUGGAUCAAGGUCAGCCAAAGCUUAACACCGAACCCCUGAAACGAGAAGAAGCAGAGGAAGAAGUGAAGGAGGAAACAGCUCCAUCCAUCAACAAUUCGAUGCCAGAAAUCAAAGCCCAAACUGCAGCUGAAGGUUAG
Periophthalmus magnuspinnatus is the source of this 1302-nucleotide messenger RNA. RefSeq names its product keratin, type I cytoskeletal 18-like. The record is from RefSeq and is a predicted model, not a curated record. Bases 1 to 1302 code for a protein of 433 amino acids. NCBI's taxonomy places the organism in Eukaryota, Metazoa, Chordata, Actinopteri, Gobiiformes, Gobiidae. The transcript is spliced from 9 exons. Gene Ontology annotation, molecular function: structural molecule activity.